Molecule: messenger RNA, 4298 nt
Organism: Ictalurus punctatus (channel catfish)
Lineage: Eukaryota; Metazoa; Chordata; Actinopteri; Siluriformes; Ictaluridae
Gene: fbxo30a
Product: F-box protein 30a
Exons: 3
Coding region: 207-2480 (757 amino acids)
Molecular function (GO): ubiquitin protein ligase activity; protein binding; zinc ion binding
Source: RefSeq, a predicted model, not a curated record
UUUAAAGUAUCAACCGGUCAGUGUAAAUAAACACGAGAAGCGACAGACAAAAGUAGUAAACUGUAAAUAAUACUUUUUCAUUUUGUGUAAUUAUAAAAGUGUUUUGAACUUCACAGUCAUUAAUUAAAAGUACGUCUGCCAUCCUGUCGUGGUAGAUCCUGAGGCAAAGCUGUACUGAAAACCUCUUGCUAUAGUUAAUAUAUGUAAUGGAGGAGUUACACAUUCAUUGCCAGAAUUGUGUGAACAGAAGAUGCAUGGUAAGAUUAGAGACUGGUGUUUCGUGUGACCUCAUGGGCUGUCCUCUUGUGUGUGGGGCAGUUUUCCACUCGUGCAAAGCAGAUGAGCACCGUUUGCUAUGUCCAUAUGAAAGAGUGCCUUGCCUAAAUAGUGGUUUUGGAUGCCCCUUCACUAUUGCCCGAAUGAAAAUGGCACAGCACCUGGGAAUAUGUCCAGCCAGUGUUGUUUGCUGCACCAUGGAAUGGAACAGAUGGCCUGUUAGCUAUGCUGAUCGUAAAUCCUACGAAAACUUGAGCAAGGAAGUUUAUGACGUUGAACAGCUAGAUAUGGCAUUGGCCCUACAAGAUCAGCGGAUGUUACUCGAGUCUCUCAAAGUGACUACCACUGUGGCAAAAACAGUGGCUGAACAAAAUGAGGAAAACGAAAGGUUAAACUCUAGUAUAGAAGAAGUAGACUUGAAGAAUGGACUAAUAGAAAUGGAUGGGGAGACAUACGAUGAACUUUACAAGGCGUCAGUGGAAACCAGCAGAAAUUUAGCAGCAGCUUUGGACAUUCUCAGCAGUGCAAACAAAGGUAUUGACCUGAUCAUGGAAAAUCUCAGUGGUAAGAAUGUAGACAACAAUAUGGCUUGUCACAGUGGUAAAAACGGGGAUCAUUGUUCAAAAGAAGAUCAAAUUGAGCUAAUGAGGGAAAGUGACACAGAUUCAGAGUGUGAGUUGGGAGCUGUAGGUGGAGUCGACUGUGCUUUCCCAGUUGAUUUUGAUGAAGAUGAGAGUGAGAGGAGGGAGCAAAGUGCACUUGAUGAGCCUUCUGAUGAAGAGGAGGAAAUAAAUGGCAAUGUGAAUGUUGAUGGACAUGGAUUUUUCAAUGUAGAGGAUAAUCAAAAUAAUUUCAGACUUGAAAUGCAUGUGGAGAGACCUGUGGUAAAAUUCAACCGCUUUGCAGAUGUCAGGCCAAUGAUGCCUUAUCAUUCCAUGCCCACUGUAGCACGGCAAGCAGAGAUGGCCCAUUCACCCCAGUUCCCGCUACCUCCACCCAUACCUCUGCCUGAUUUAGUGCAGAACAAUGUUUUACACCAACUGCCUGUUGAAAUUGAGGACCGGUGGCUGGAGCGCAAGUUGCAGAACCUUCAAAUGCUUAGAGGUAUGAGUGUGUUUACAUGUAACGGGCGGAAGAAUGUUCUGUCCAGUCCGUAUUUUUUCCGGGCUAAGAUGGAAGAUAAGGCAGUGGACACUUCUGACCUAGAGGUUGUGGACGAUCCAAUAUGCCUUCAUGGCAUCGACUUGAUCACUGCUGCCUUGCUCUUCUGCCUCGGUGACUCUCCAGGAGGUAGAGGCAUUUCGGACAGCCGUUUUGUGGAUGGGUAUCGAAUUGACUUUGGCACACAGACUUUUUCCUUUCCCUCUGCUAUACUGGCCACCAGCACCAUGGUGGGUGACAUCGCCUCAGCAUCUGCCUGUGAUCAUGCCAGCCCUCAGCUGUCCAACCCCAGCCCAUUCCACACACUCAGACUGGACCUGGUGCUGGAGUGUGUUGCUCGUUACCAGACCAAGCAACGCUCUAUGUUCACAUUUGUGUGUGGGCAACUGUUUCGCAGGGAUGAGUUCUCCUCCCAUUUUAAAAACGUCCAUGGGGACAUCCAUGCUGGGCUCAAUGGCUGGAUGGAGCACCGGUGCCCUUUGGCAUUCUAUGGUUGCACUUACUCCCAGAGGAGGUUCUGCCCCUCUGUGCAGGGUUCUAGAAUUAUUCACGACCGGCACCUGGGCUCGUUUGGUGUGCAGUCUGACUUAGCUGAACGUCCAGAUAAAGUUCAGCGCCACAAUCUUUCCCACUGUGACCAUCUCACCAGCUUACCCUUUGAGCUAUUGCAGCAUGUUGCAAGCUUUUUGGAUGGUUUUAGUUUGUGCCAGCUGUCCAGAGUGUCCAGUACCAUGAGGGACGUUUGUGCUAGUCUGCUAAAAUCGCGUGGUAUGGUGGUCUUGCUUUGGGCGAAGACAAGACGUACAGAUGGAUCUUUCUCAUGGCAGAUUCAUGACAAGGUAUGGAGAUUUAGCACAGCCUUUGGAACAGUGACUGAGUGGAAAUUUGCCAAUAUUUCCAGUAUGGCUGACCACCUAAAGACGUGCAAGUUCAACACGGUGGACCGUCGAGAGGAGGCCGUCCCUCUGCCAUGCAUGAGUCACACCAGAGAACUGACUAAAGAAGGUCGCUCAGUGUGCUCCAUGCUCAGGCCAGUCUUAUAGGCCGAGCAUAAAAGAAAAGAAGUGUUCUGCUGUAAUGGUUUUCAGUGUGACAGAUGAGUGGAAAGUUUUCAUUUUACAAUACUGGGGUUAGAUUUUGUUACUGUGUAGUAUCAUAGGAAGUAAAUUAAGUACGUGCAUAGUUAUUUGCAUUGAAUUUUCUAAUAAAACAUGCUGGGUUUAUUAUUGUUAUUUUAUAUUCACUUGUACAGAAGGACAAAACAUAUAUUUUUAGGUCUAUUUUAAUGCAUCUUUGCUUACAGGCAUGUCCCUUUAGGAUAGAAACACAGUGCAAAGAUAAAAGGUGAUCAGAAAUAAUUGAUUUAGGAAUGUAAUCCUGUUAUCAUUUGUUUUCAGCAUGUUUGUAACUACAGACAGUUUAACAAAACAGUUUUUGGUUUUUAGAUAUACAAUAUGUAGCACUUUACAAAAGAACAUUGAAGUUUACUUUGGAAAAAUCUAAUCGACUGUCACUAAAACUUGUAAUGUUUUGAUGCUAAGUCAUUAGUGUCAUUGUUCACUGUGGUUAUAAAUGUACACAAAUGUUUUGCAUAAAGCAGUGUAUAUACACUCACACUCCACUUUAUUAGAAACACCUGCACACUCAUGCAAUUAUGCAUUAAACAAAUCAGGUUGCGGAAGCACAGUGCAUAGAAUCAUGCAGAGACAGGACCAAGAUUGGACCACUGAAGAUGUUUUUGGGUUAUUUUCUGCACUGUUCUGUGAAAACACGAGAGACUGUUGUGCUAAAAAAAAAAUUCAGAAGAUGUGAAAUAUUGAAAUACUCGGACCAGCCUGUCUGACACCAGCAACAAUGCCAUGGUCAAAGGCAUGGAGAUCACAUUUUUUCCCCCAAUUCUGAUGUUUGAUGUGAACAUGAACUGAGUCUAGUGACAUGUAUCUGCAUGAUUUUAUGCAUUACACCGCUUCCACACAGUUGGCUGAUCGGAUAAUUUCAAGACUGUACAGGUGUUCCUAUUAAAGUGGCCUGCAUCUCUUUUUUUUCUUUUCUUUUUUUUGACAAAAUGAGCCGUAAUGAAAGCCUGCUGGACAGGUCUAAAACGUCUGCUAUUUAGUUAGUAAAAAGGUUAUUUAUCGGACAAAUCACUAAACACACAUGAUCAACACAUUUCCAAGCGUUCCUCUAAUGUCUCUCAGGGUUCUAAAGCUGAAAAAGUGAACAAGAAUGAACAGCUUAAAGAAAGAAACGUGAUGUGAAGUCAUAACUGUACUUGCAUAUUUAAUGUCCAGUGCAUAAGGCAAGAGGGGCUUUACGGUUACUGGGGUGUCAGUAUUAAAUAUAGUUCAAAAUGAAGAAAACUGGUAUAUUUUGGUAGAAAGAAUGUUUUCACUUGAUCGGUUUUGAUUUGAGGAGGCUGAUAACAUCAGUCUGAGGAAUUUGAUAUUGAACAGUUGAAAUUAUUGAAACAUUAUUGAGCAAUAUAAACAUUGAAACAUUUUGUUUGACAUCCCUAUUUAUAAGCUUUUUUUUUUUAAUGAAAUAGUUGAAGUGUGCACAUUUUGAAGCCAAUUGUGUAUUAAAACAAGAAUUCAGAUUGGUUGCCAAUAGAUUUGCAUGGCUUAGCAUUUUUGUCUUAAAUUUUGGGUAUUGAUUAUUUUUGGUAUGGACAAAACAUUUUCUAGCAUUAUAUUGAACAUUGACGUGAUAAUCCGAUAGCAAAUUGGCUGCACUUUUAUGGAGAUCAUCUGAUCAUUUCUAACUCCUUAUGCAUGUGAUGAUUAUUGCUGGAAAUAACAGCUUUUAUUUUUGUGUAUCAUGUAAAACGUUUUUUGAAUACACUUAUUAAAUGCAUAACAAUG